UACAGAGGAGGUCCAAAGGUAGCCAGAAGCGAGCUAGUGUGGAGGGGCGCAGUCUUCGAGAGGUUCAGUCGGUUGUCUUUGACUUCAGUGCGAGCAGCUGAGAAGCGCUAGCUCCUGUGCCUCUUGGAUUGUGUCGAUAAGACGCCUUCUUCUUCUGCGAAUUCGACAUGGCCCUUCAUGAGGUGCCUCUGGAGACAUUUCCUAAUAAAUCCAAAACCAAACAGAUCGAACUGUGCUUCAAUGGGCUCAACUAUAAAGUUAACAUGGGAUUUCGGAAAGGUGAAAAAGAGAUUCUGCACGAUGUUUCUGGGUACUUCUUGCCUGGACAGUUGACUGCCAUAAUGGGUCCUUCAGGAGCGGGCAAGUCCUCUCUCCUUGAUGUUAUAUCAGGAUACAGAAUUUCAGGCGUAGACGGGUCUGUGACAGUGAACGGGAAGGUGAGGGACCUUAACGAGUUCCGGCGGAUAUCCUGCUACAUCCAGCAAGAUGACAGGCUGCAGCCGCUUCUCACUGUGGCGGAAAACAUGAUGAUAGCUGCAGACCUCAAACUAGCAAGAUCCGUCUCCCUUGCCGACAAGCAGAACACUAUUGCAGAGAUACUGAAUACCCUGGGGUUGACGGAGGCGGCUCACACGCAAGCAGACAGACUCUCUGGUGGACAGAAGAAGCGGUUGUCCAUUGCACUCGAGCUCAUCAACAACCCUCUUGUUAUGUUUCUGGACGAGCCCACUACAGGUCUAGACAGUUCGUCCUGCAAUCAGUGUGUCUCAUUACUGAAGGUUCUGGCUCUGCAAGGCAGGACCAUAAUCUGCACCAUCCAUCAGCCCAGCGCCAUGUUGUUCCAGAAGUUCGACAUCGUCUAUGUACUCGCUGGCGGACGUUGUCUCUAUCAAGGCAACAGUAGAAACAUGGUUCCUUACCUGCUUUCUGAGGGCCUGGGCUGCCCCAAGUACCACAAUCCAGCAGACUAUGUUAUUGAACUUGCAUGCGGUGAGCACGGAAAUGACAAAAUAGACAAGUUGGUGAAAGCGACUCAAAAUGGCAGAUCCCUCGAGUGGUUUGAAAAUGGGGAAGAAAUCUCAUCACAUUUUCCAACAGGUCCCAAGAAAGCACUGGCGUUACCGACCAAGAAGUGUGUGGGAAGUUUGCAAGAGACGUCCUUGUGGAACCAGGUCUCAGUAUUGCUAAGGAGAGGGUUCAUCAAGGUCAAACGGGACAAAACGCUGACACACAUGCGUGUCAUUGUGAACAUCCUUACAGGGAUCAUGUUGGGAACCCUGUGGCUGCAGGUGGGGGACAAGGGUUCCAGAGUCCUUGACAACUACAAUCUCCUCUUCUCCAUUCUCAUCCACCAUGUGAUGAGCACCAUGAUGCUUGCUAUACUCACCUUUCCCAUGGAGAUGACGAUCCUGACGAAAGAACACUUCAACCGGUGGUAUUCGCUGAAGUCAUUCUUCAUCUCUGUCAACGUUGUUGAUAUACCAGUUCCAGUCGUGUGUUGUAUUGUCUUCUCCAUUAUCAUCUACGCUAUGAGUGGUCAACCUAUAGACUCCACAAGGUUCACAAUGUUUACAGUGAUCAGCCUACUUGUGGUAUUCAUUGCUCAAAGCAUAGGCUUCAUGGUUGGUGCCAUCUUCAGCAUUGUUAAUGGCACAUUUGUUGGCCCGGUUCUGGUGGUGCCGAUGAUGAUGUUCUCCGGCUUCGGAGUGAGGAUCACAGACAUACCCCUCUUACUUCAAUGGGGAACCACAUUCAGUUACCUCCGCUACAGUCUGGAAGGCUACGUAGCAGCGAUAUAUGAGAACCGGACAACACUGCCCUGUGAUCACAAGCUAUACUGUCACUACCGCUACCCUCGCAAGUUUCUGGAGGAUGUGGCUAUGCCUGACGACCAGUUCUGGAACGACAUCAUCGCCCUGACAAUAACCUUGGUACUGGCCAAGGUCGCAGCGUAUUUACUACUCAGAUGGAAGAUACAGUCGAUGAGGUGAAACUGUAACAGUUCUAGUUUACCUAGAGUAAGUACUCGUAAUUGUAUUUAUUUUUAUACGAUCCUCGCGUAGUCUGUAAUUUCCCACAGCGAUAAAGUGGUUUUAACGAUCUAACAUGAAUGGAAGUGACAAGAACUGGAGAAGUUACAUUGGCAAGUGAAAUGUACAGGCUGUUCCUGAAAUAAAGACUUUGAAUCGGUAUUCCUCGUAUAUAAAUAAGAAAAGAUUUUCCAGUAAUUCAAUUCAAAAAUUGUUUUAUUUUAUGUUUGUGGUUUAUAUCAAAACAUAGUUUAUGUUGUUACCAUGUUUUUACUACAAGAGAACAAGGACGCAGCCAGAGAGGGGGUCCAAGGGGUCCGGACCCCCUCAAAUUUUCAAUUUUUUUAAUUACUUUUUUAGCAAACAAUUUGAAUUAUUCAGUGUUACUGACAUGUACUGCUUAGACGUUCUCAACAUUGAAACGGACCAAGAACUUUUUAAGAAACAAAAUGGGAAAUGAGCGGUUGACUGCGCUUACCUUACUUUCUGUCCACUACAAGAAAAUAUGAGUCGUUUUGAACCCCCCCUCAAAAAAAUAUUUUCCUGGCUACGUUCUUGCAAAAGAACAGUAUUUCAUCAAACAAUUCCAUCCUUCUACUUUUUAUUAGAUAAUUCUUUUAGCCAGAAAAAUCCAUUUAAAAUGUAAAAACUGUUUUAUCUAUUCUUUUACUAUUUACUAGGAAUACACUCAUUCAUUACCUAUUAGAUAAUAUUUCUCCUAUAAAGACUACACAUCUGUAGUCUAAAUAACUACAAGAGAUUUAACAUACAGCAAACAAACAUGAACAAAUCUAAAGCAGUAAAUGAAGUGGUUAAAAAUAGUGUUGAAGACUGAAAUACUCCCUUGUUUGAUGUUAUGUCAACUAGCUUAGAUUUUGAAUGAAAUUAUUUAUAUUUUCAUAUAUAAACAGUCUUUUUAAAUAUAUCUUGAAAUAAUUCAAUUAUGACUUAUUACAUUCCUAAACAUGGCUCAAUUGUAAUUUUGUAAUUUGUAAUUUAAAACUUACUUGCUCAAUCAAUGGGUGUUUUUGUUAGUAUAAUUUGUUUUAUAGUUCUGAUUUGUAUACUCAUUAGCGGUUAUUUAUUUUUAUUUUGUAUAAUUUGUGAUUCUUACUAUUUACUAUUUAUAUAUUGUGUUGUGAAUAAGAUUUUUAUAGACUUUCACGUUAGUUAGACUGUCUAUUUUUCUCGUGUUUUUAAACUUAUUUCCAUACUUUAUAUGUUUUUAUUUAUACAUAAAUCAGAUUAAAACAAGAGUUUUAUUUUUAACUUAUGUGUUUGUAAGUAUAUACAUAUAAUGUAUUUAUAUUACAACAUAGAAAUAGUGUAAAUAAUAAUCUACUCAUUUGUGUAUUUCAUUAUACUUUUACAUUCCGUUAUUAACAAUUGUACAUUAUUCAUAAAAUAAAUUUUCAUCAUAUGAA
Molecule: messenger RNA, 3454 nt
Organism: Homalodisca vitripennis (glassy-winged sharpshooter)
Lineage: Eukaryota; Metazoa; Arthropoda; Insecta; Hemiptera; Cicadellidae
Product: ATP-binding cassette subfamily G member 4-like
Cellular component (GO): plasma membrane
Molecular function (GO): ATP hydrolysis activity; ATP binding; ABC-type transporter activity
Source: RefSeq, a predicted model, not a curated record